AUGGACUGGGCUGCUCAAUAUGGCCACUUGGCCAUGGUGCAAUACUUGCAUGCCUCUCGCACCGAAGGCUGCACGAAACAAGCGAUGAACUUUGCCGCGUGCAAUGGCCACCUGGACGUUGUUCGCUUUCUGCAUGAGAACCGUCGCGAGGGAUGUUCGAGGUUUGCCAUGAACAGCGCGGCCGAGUUUGGCCAUGUCGAUGUCGUUUCGUUUUUGCUGCAGCACCGACGUGAAGGAUGCAGCCGGCAAGCCAUGGACAAGGCCGCUCGGAAUGGACAUUUGGCCGUCGUCCAGCUCCUGCACACGUAUGGAACGGUCGGUUGUUCGACACAGGCCAUGGACGGCGCUGCUCGCAAUGGACACAUGGAGAUUGUUCAGUUUCUGCACGAGCACCGCGCGGAAGGAUGUACCGCGUGGGCUGUCAACCUGGCUGCCCAGAAUGGCCACUUGGACAUUGUCCAGUUCUUACGCACGAACCGGAGAUGUGCACGACGUGGGUCAUGGACGAAGCUGCCUCGAAUGGUCACUUGGACAUCGUCAAGUACUUGCACUGCCACGUUCCUCGGAGCGACUUAUGGGGGGGGCUGCACAACGGAAGCGAUGGACGGCGCCGCCGCGAACGGCCAUUUUGACGUUGUGAAGUAUCUGCACACGCACCUGAUCGAAGGCUGCACUUCGUUUGCCCUUGACAGAGCCAGGCGCAGGGGCCACACUCAAAUUGUCGACUACCUCGUCAACCACCGCGCCGUGUUAGGACUAGCGGACGAUGAACGGCAUCCAAAUUGA
Molecule: messenger RNA, 786 nt
Organism: Aphanomyces invadans
Lineage: Eukaryota; Oomycota; Saprolegniomycetes; Saprolegniales; Verrucalvaceae
Exons: 1
Coding region: 1-786 (261 amino acids)
Molecular function (GO): protein binding
Source: RefSeq, a predicted model, not a curated record